AUGGCCCCCUCAAAGGGUGGUGAGAUGAAGAAAGGCCCUUCAGCCAUCAACAAAGUGGUGACCAGAGAGUACACCAUCAGCAUUCACAUACGCAUCCAUGGAGUGGGAUUUAAGAAGUGUGCCCCUCGGCCACUCAAGGAGAUCCGGAAAUUUACCAUGAAGGAGAAAGGAAUACCAGAUGUUCACACUAAUACCAGGCUUAACAAAGCCGUCUGGGCCAAAGGAGUAAAGAAUGUCCCGUACCACAUCUGUGUACGGUUGUACAGAAAACGUAAUGAGGAUGAAGAUUCCCCAAACAAGCUGGCCACCUAUGCUACCACUUUAAAAACUCUACAGAUCAAUGUGGAUGAAAACUAUUGUUACGCCAUUUAUGCUCCCACCGUGUUUACAGAGAUGCACCACUUCUGA
This is a messenger RNA of Elephantulus edwardii (Cape elephant shrew), 408 nucleotides long. RefSeq names its product 60S ribosomal protein L31-like. Bases 1 to 408 code for a protein of 135 amino acids. The transcript is spliced from 2 exons. Gene Ontology annotation, biological process: cytoplasmic translation. The record is from RefSeq and is a predicted model, not a curated record. Gene Ontology annotation, molecular function: structural constituent of ribosome. NCBI's taxonomy places the organism in Eukaryota, Metazoa, Chordata, Mammalia, Macroscelidea, Macroscelididae. Gene Ontology annotation, cellular component: ribosome; cytosolic large ribosomal subunit.